GGGCUGCAGCAGUGGCUGUGAUGGAGGGCAGCGGCGGGGUUCAGCGGGUGGCCUGGGCCGUAGUUCCUGGGCGGGUCAACCUGGCCCAGCCCUAAGGCGCGGCCCGGCCCUGCUCCACUCCACCAUGAACGUCGCGCUGCACGAGUUGGGUGGCGGAGGCAGUAUGGAGUACAAACGUGCUAAGCUUCGGGAUGAAGAAUCACCAGAGAUUACAGUAGAAGGCAGGACCACCCGGGACUCACUGGAGGUGGGAUUCCAGAAGAGGACAAGACAACUCUUUGGUUCACACACACAGUUGGAGCUGGUCUUGGCAGGCCUCAUUCUAGUGUUGGCUGCCCUUCUUUUGGGCUGCCUUGUGGCUCUGUGGGUCCAGUACCACAGAGACCCAGCCCAUAGCACCUGUGUCACAGAAGCCUGCAUUCGUGUAGCUGGAAAAAUCCUGGAGUCUCUAGACCGUGGGGUGAGCCCCUGUCAGGACUUCUACCAGUUCUCCUGUGGAGGCUGGAUUCGAAGAAACCCUCUACCCAGUGGACGUUCUCGCUGGAACACCUUCAACAGCCUCUGGGACCAGAACCAGGCCAUACUGAAGCACCUACUUGAGAACACCACUUUCAAUUCCAGCAGUGAAGCUGAACGGAAGACUCGAAGUUUCUACCUGUCCUGCCUACAGUCAGAGCGCAUUGAGAAGCUAGGAGCCAAGCCACUUAGAGACCUCAUUGACAAGAUUGGUGGUUGGAACAUCACGGGGCCUUGGGAGGAGGACAGCUUCAUGGACGUGCUCAAGGCAGUCGCCGGGACGUACAGAGCCACCCCGUUCUUUACCGUCUAUGUCAGUGCUGAUUCCAAGAGUUCUAACAGCAAUAUCAUCCAGGUGGACCAGUCUGGGCUUUUUCUGCCCUCUCGAGAUUACUACCUAAAUAGAACUGCCAAUGAGAAAGUUCUCGCUGCCUACCUGGACUACAUGGUGGAGCUGGGAGUGCUGCUGGGUGGACAGCCGACCUCCACCCGGGAGCAGAUGCAGCGGGUGCUGGAGCUGGAGAUAGAGCUGGCUAACAUCACUGUGCCCCAGGACCAGCGGCGUGAUGAGGAGAAGAUCUAUCACAAGAUGAGCAUCUCAGAGCUGCAGGCUCUCGCGCCCGCCAUGGACUGGCUGGAGUUCCUUUCUUUCUUGUUAUCGCCACUUGAGUUGGGUGAUUCUGAGCCUGUGGUGGUGUAUGGGACUGAGUAUUUACAACAGGUGUCGGAGCUCAUCAACCGUACGGAACCAAGCAUCCUGAACAAUUACCUAAUUUGGAACCUGGUACAGAAGACGACCUCAAGCCUUGACCAGCGCUUUGAGACUGCACAGGAGAAGCUGCUGGAGACCCUCUACGGUACCAAGAAGUCCUGCACUCCGAGGUGGCAGACCUGCAUCUCCAAUACAGAUGAUGCCCUUGGCUUUGCUCUGGGUUCACUCUUUGUGAAGGCCACAUUUGACCGACAAAGCAAGGAAAUCUAUGAAGUCUCUGAAGAUUCUUUUUUCCAAAACAUGUUGAAUCUGUACAACUUCUCAGCUAAGGUGAUGGCUGACCAGCUCCGAAAACCUCCCAGCCGAGACCAGUGGAGCAUGACACCCCAGACUGUGAACGCUUACUACCUUCCAACCAAGAAUGAAAUUGUCUUCCCUGCUGGCAUCUUGCAGGCCCCAUUCUAUGCUCACAACCACCCAAAGGCCUUGAACUUUGGUGGCAUCGGCGUAGUGAUGGGCCAUGAGUUGACACAUGCCUUUGAUGACCAAGGGCGUGAGUAUGACAAAGAAGGGAAUCUGCGCCCUUGGUGGCAGAACGAGUCACUGACAGCUUUCCAGAACCAUACAGCCUGCAUGGAAGAACAGUACAACCAGUACCAGGUCAAUGGGGAGAGGCUCAACGGACUCCAGACCCUGGGGGAAAACAUCGCCGAUAAUGGGGGCCUUAAGGCUGCUUACAAUGCUUACAAAGCAUGGCUGAGGAAACACGGGGAGGAGCAGCCGCUGCCUGCCGUGGGGCUCACCAAUCACCAGCUUUUCUUCGUGGGAUUUGCUCAGGUGUGGUGCUCGGUCCGCACACCAGAGAGCUCUCACGAGGGGCUGGUGACCGACCCCCACAGCCCUGCCCGUUUCCGAGUGCUGGGCACUGUCUCCAACUCCCGAGACUUCCUUCGGCACUUCGGCUGCCCUGUCGGCUCCCCCAUGAACCCAGGGCAGCUAUGUGAGGUGUGGUAGACCUGGGUGGGGAAAGAAAUGGGCAACUGUGGCCAGGGACUGGGGCUUCCAAGUUAGGAGAGAGUGAAGAUCAGCUGGUAUGGUUGUCUCUCCACACUACAAGUGAGAUCAAUCUAGGACCCCCCCACCACUACCACCACCACAUUGUGCCCCUGCUUUAGGGGUGCCUGAGCCUCUAGCAGAGAUUCCACCAUUCACUGUGACAUCCUUUCAUGUGUCACCCUGGAGGGAGUCUAGGCAGAAGUGUCAGUUCCCACAGAGAUGAGUCUGUCUCUUUUGGACUCCAAGCUUACUCAGUUUGGGGGAUCAAGAGGAUAUGCCUGGGGCAUAGCCAUCUCCCCCCCACAGUAUACUGAGUGUUCUAUGAGAUGAGUUCAGCUCCCUUCAGCUCACCCUCAGGCUGCCCCCCACCUGUGUUCCUUAUGCUCCUCCUAGUACUGCUGCUCCCCUUCAGGACAGACCAACUGAAGUCAAGUGGAAGGCCAAGGGCUCUCUCGGGUGAGAGGAGAAAUAUGUAUGUACAGUGGGUGCUGGUUCCCUGUGUCUCAAGGUGUGUGUCUUAGGGAUGAUUGAUUGUCCCUGGGCCAAACAGAAAAGCAGAUUGAGUAGAGAAAAGGAAAGAGUUUAUUUUUGCAGGGAAGAGGGUGGGAAGGGUGUGGUCUUACCUUUAUAGGACCCGUUGCUAAU
Molecule: messenger RNA, 2929 nt
Organism: Mus pahari (shrew mouse)
Lineage: Eukaryota; Metazoa; Chordata; Mammalia; Rodentia; Muridae
Gene: Ece2
Product: endothelin converting enzyme 2
Exons: 17
Coding region: 125-2242 (705 amino acids)
Biological process (GO): protein processing
Cellular component (GO): plasma membrane
Molecular function (GO): metalloendopeptidase activity
Source: RefSeq, a predicted model, not a curated record